Molecule: messenger RNA, 3811 nt
Organism: Doryrhamphus excisus (bluestripe pipefish)
Lineage: Eukaryota; Metazoa; Chordata; Actinopteri; Syngnathiformes; Syngnathidae
Product: carnitine O-palmitoyltransferase 1, liver isoform
Biological process (GO): fatty acid metabolic process; carnitine metabolic process
Cellular component (GO): mitochondrion
Molecular function (GO): carnitine O-palmitoyltransferase activity
Source: RefSeq, a predicted model, not a curated record
CAUGAACGCAUCGUCGGGUCCGUACAGCGGACAUCUACUGUACAGUUGGGGCCGACUGACUACGGCGACACACACACAGAGGGGCUUUGUCGAUGUCUUAAUUUCAACGUUGGCGCCAGCAUUUCUCAUUUGCUUGCCAUAACACCGCCUGUAAAGGACUAACGGUCAUCAUGGCAGAAGCCCACCAGGCUGUGGCCUUCCAGUUCACAGUCACCCCAGAGGGCAUUGAUCUGCAGUUGUCCCAUCAGGCCCUCACCGAGAUCUACCGCUCUGGCCUUCGCUCUUGGAAGAAGCGCAUCAUUAGGCUUAAGAACAGUGUGAUAACAGGAGUGUAUCCUGCCAGCCCGUCCUCCUGGCUCUUUGUCGUCAUAGCAAUCCUGGCCACCAUGUACACCCGCUCCGACCCCUCCAUGGGACUUAUAGCCAAGAUACAAGAGCACCUGCCUGUCAGCCAGUCUAUGAGCACCCAGUGUCAGGCGGUGGUGUCAGCAGUGCUCUUCAGCACCUUAUUGUGGCUCCUGCUCAUCUUCACCAUGCGUCUGUGCCUCAAGCAGCUUCUCUCCUACCACCGCUGGAUUUUCGAGCAGCACGGCAAGAUGUCCAACACCACCAAAGUCUGGGUGGCACUGGUGCGUAUCUUCUCUGGCCGAAAGCCAUUGCUCUACAGCUACCAGGGCUCACUGCCAAACCUGCCUUUGCCGGCCAUCAAGGACACGCUCAAAAGGUAUUUGGAGUCAGUGCGUCCGCUCAUGGAUGACGCCGAAUAUGAACGGAUGACUAAUCUGGCUGGCGAGUUUGAGAGCCGCCUGGGCAAUCGCCUACAGUGGUACCUCAAACUGAAAUCUCUGUGGGCUGCCAACUAUGUUAGCGACUGGUGGGAGGAAUAUGUCUACUUGCGAGGAAGGAGCCCUAUAAUGGUCAACAGUAACUACUAUGGCAUGGACUUCCUGUAUGUAACUCCGACACCCAUCCAGGCAGCCCGUGCCGGCAACACCAUCCACGCAUUCUUUCUAUACCGCCGCAAACUCAACAGAGAAGAACUCAAACCUAGUCGUAUACCCGGCACUGUCAUUCCUCUGUGUGCGGCUCAGUGUGAGAGGAUGUUCAACACCACACGCACUCCUGGAGAGGAGACGGACACUGUGCAGCACUGGCAGGACAGCGACUACGUGGCCGUCUACCACAGAGGACGCUACUUUCGGCUCAGGGUGUACCAGGCUGGCAGACUCCUGUCUCCCAGGGAGAUUGAAUUCCAGAUUCAGAGGAUUCUCGAUGACCCUUCGUCUCCCUGCGCGGGAGAAGAAAAACUUGGCGCUCUCACUGCUGGCGAAAGAGUUCCAUGGGCUCAAGCCAGGAGCAAGUACUUCAGCAGCGGAAUCAACAAGCGCUCACUGGACUGUAUCGAGAAAGCCGCCUUCUUCGUGACCUUAGAUGACGACGAGCAGGGCAUGAUGGGAGAUGACCCAUUGGCGAGUCUAGACCGCUAUGCUAAGUGCUUGUUGCACGGAAAGUGUUACGACAGGUGGUUUGAUAAGUCUUUCACGGUGGUCUACUUCAAGAACGGUAAGAACGGCAUCAACGCGGAGCAUUCGUGGGCCGACGCGCCAGUGAUAGCGCACCUGUGGGAGUACGUCCUGGCCACCGACUGUUUCCAGCUGGGUUACAAUGGAGAGGGGCACUGCAAAGGAGACGUGGAUCCAUCGCUUGCAGGACCUCAGAAGCUCAACUGGGAAAUCCCUCCGGAGUGCGAGGAGCAGAUCUCUCGUUCCCUGGCGGUGGCCCAAGCCCUAGCUGACAACAUAGACUUCCAUGUGUUAUCCUUCCGAGACUUCGGCAAGGGAAAGAUCAAGAAGUGCAGAGUCAGUCCAGAUGCGUUCAUCCAGGUGGCUCUUCAGUUGGCCUACUUUCGGAAUCGGAAGACAUUUUGCCUGACUUAUGAGGCCUCCAUGACCCGUCUGUUCAGGGAGGGCAGGACGGAGACUGUUCGCUCCUGCACCAAUGAGAGUAGUGCCUUUGUCAGAGCGCUAGUGGGCGGAGAGCCAUUGGAAGUGUGCAGGCGUCUGUUCCGCACUGCUUCAGAAAAGCACCAACAUCUAUACCGCAUGGCAAUGACCGGCGCUGGCAUCGACAGACACCUCUUUUGCCUCUAUGUUGUGUCCCAGUACCUGGGAGUGGAGUCACCUUUCCUAAAAGAGGUUCUGUCAGAACCAUGGAGGCUGUCCACCAGUCAGACAUCCGUCCAGCAGGUGGAGCUGUUUGACCUAGUGAACCAUCCGGAGUACAUUUCCUGUGGAGGAGGCUUUGGUCCGGUGGCAGAUGACGGUUAUGGAGUGUCCUACUACAUUUUGGGAGAGAGCCUGAUCAACUUUCACAUCUCCUGCAAGCACUCAUGCCCUGACACUGAUGCCCAUAAGUUUGGUGCUCACAUCACAAAAGCCUUGCACGAUCUUCUGGAGCUGAUGAGUCCCCCCGGCCAGAGAGAGCCCAGCAAAACUGAGGAGAGUCGGCCUGAGGUCAAGAAAAACCUUUAGAGAAAGAGGAUGCUGAAGUGGACGUGUUUUACUCGAGUUACUGAUGGAGGGACACCCGGACAUGUUCUCAGGUUGUUGUUGAAAAAGAGACAACUCAGUGGGGUCACGAGUGAGAUGAUGUUUUUAUUACAUCCGUAUUUAUCUGGUGUCCAUGGAAGUGCACAGAAUAAAUGUGUCAUUUCAGUGGGGGAUGAACCAUUUCCUGUUAUUUUAAGUUAGUACUUGCUUCAGCGGUUGUUUUGUACUGGGGCAUGUUCAUGUUUUGAUACCAGUGAAUGCUUGAACUAUUUGUGCUUCUCUCUGCCUAGAAAUGGUGCCAAUGUGUUGUAUCGGUGAUGGCGGCAAGCACACACAACAUUCCUUCAAUUUAGGACAUUUUGCUUUUUACUACACUCAAAUGUGGCUGUUUUAUUUUGAAUUUUUUUGGUUUGUCGGGCAUUGUAUAGCAAUCCUUUUCACCCAGGUAUGAAUAUUUUUUUUAGAUAUAUGUGUGUAUAUAUAUACACAUACAUACAGUGGUGUCAAAUGACAACACAAGUGAGCACACCAACUUACAUGGCCUGUGUGAAAAAGUGAUUGACCCCUAAACCUAAUAAGUGCUUAAUAACUGCAAUCAAACGUUUGUGAUAACUUGCAAUGAGUCUCUUACAGUGCUUCAGAAGAAGUUUGGCCCACUCAUCUUUGCACAAUGGUCCUAAUUCACCCACGUUGGAGGCUUUUCCAGCACCAACCGCCUUUUUAAGGUUUCAUGCCACAGCAUCUUAUUAGGAUUUAGGUCAGGACUUUUUCUAGGCCGAAGUCAGCCGUUCAGAGGUGGGCUUGCUUGGUGUCUUUUGCAUCAUUGUACUGCUGCAGAACCCACGUUUGUUUUUAUUGUUGUUUUUUUUAUUCAUUGGAGUCUCAAAGCUUUAGAAGUGGCUUUCUAACCUUUUCACACCACUGUUUAUGUAUGUGUGUAUAUACAUAAUAUAUAUAUUGGGGAUGUGGCCCAAUAUCAGCAUAAAAAUGUGAUAUCGAUUGACAUUUUUUUCCUGAUCAUGAAAACUGAUAUUAAGUUUUUAACAGUUCAUUCCACCACAGGAGAUAUGACAUGUGACACACAUUGGUAUCAGGAAUGAAGAGUUUGACCAUAUCGGUUUUCAAAAAUGGCAAUAUCGGGCAUCCCUAAUAUAUAUAUAUAUUUAUAUAACACCAAAACAACGCAAUGUAUAUUUUUCAAUGUGCAGGUAAAACGGGUCAACGUUAUGUUUUCAUCACAGACCCGCUGGGUUUGUUGCUAU